UUUUAAUAAAUAUGGCAGCUCAGGUUGCUAAUUCUCAAUUUUCAGACUCUCAUGGCAGAGAAGAGGACAAAAAUGAGAACUCAUCGGAAGGUGUUGCUCAAAAUAUUAUUGAUAAUUUACAGAAUGAAUUUGAAGCUAUGUCUCACUCAAAUUUGGCUAUUAUUGAUACAGACGAUCGAGUAGAGGACAUUCUUUAUGGCAAUCCUCUAUGCUCUCUGAAAAAGACCUUUGGAUUAAUUAUUAAACUACUUUUGGCUGCUUUUAUGCUCGGAGUUACAUGAGUUUUGAUGUGGGUGUUCAAUACAAACCAUCCUGCAGCUGAGAGCACAGUUAUGUUCAUUACCAUGAAUGGGGUAGCAGCUCCAUUUAUACUGAUUUUAGUCAAUAUACUCAUCACUCUGUUCUUUCUUCCUGGAAUAUUUGGUGCUCUUUUGUGUGGGUACAGUUAUUGAUUUAUACUUAAUAAUGUCCUACUAGUCUUACUUGCAGGAACAUCAACAUGAUUUAUAGGGUUUUCUAUCGGAAGCAUCAUAGCAAUGUAUAUUGGAAGAUAUUUGGCAAGGAGUUGCAUUCAAAAGAUACACGAUAGAAAUAAAUAUCUCCGAGCUCUUAGCAUAUGAUUUAAAAAGAGUGGUCUUAAAAUCAUGUUUCUUCUGAGACUUUCGCCAUUAAUUCCAUAUAACUUGUUGAACUAUGUAAUGGGAGUUUAUCCUAUAACAAUUAUGCAAUUCUCAAUUGCCAACCUAGGCAUGAUUCCAGGAAUUUUGAUAUAUGUGUACAUUGGAACAGCUGUUUCUAGCAUCGGAGCUCUGUUUGAGACGAGUAAUGGAAGUUCUAUCCUUAAAAUAAUUAUGUUCUCAAUAGGACUUGUUGUUGCAGUAGUUGCUAUAAUUUUCAUAAUUGCUUAUACAAAAAGAGAACUUAACAAAGCAUUGAUAGAGAAGGAGAAAGAGGAAGCUAAUAAACCAAACGAAGAUCAAGAAAAUCAUUUACAAGAUAUCAAUAAUGACAAUCAGUCAGAAUCUUAUGAGAUAGAACUAAGUAAUAGAGGACGCAAUCUAAGUCAGAUUCGCCCAUUUCAAGAACCUGAUCCUUCUCCAACAAUGUAUUGAACUAUGAAAAAGCAAAGCAAUGACAACUCUGAUAGUCAAAACAUAAAAUCAGAAGAGAGAUUCCAAAGAAGUAUGAGUGAGAAAUACUCUCUAAAAAUCGAAAUCAAUCCAAACCCUUGACCGAACAAGUCAAAUAUAUCUAACAGAGCCUGCCAUCUAACUUCAGUUAUAAAAUUAUAG
Moneuplotes crassus is the source of this 1292-nucleotide messenger RNA. The record is from the annotation of a GenBank genome assembly. Lineage: Eukaryota; Ciliophora; Spirotrichea; Euplotida; Euplotidae.